UCUCGCGGUGAAGUUGAUCCCAGGCAUGGGCCCGACAGAUCCGAAUGGAUGCGAUUUCAUGAACACCAGGUCUGGUACGAUUGGGCCAGUGGCGAGCGGUCAGAACCGCCGAGCCCAGCACACUACGGAGAUGUGGACAAGAAAGCAGCUUUUGUAUCGGUGAAGUACGUAACCUUUCCAGAACCCGCCGAUAGGAACAUCAACAUGAUGCCGUUUCGGUUUGGCGACAAGGACUCUUUGCCUGUGGAAUAUCAGUGCUACUGGCAUCUGAUUGAGGAGUGCCCCUACAUGGACCCCAAUCUGUUCGAGGGGUCGUCAGUUGGAUACCUCACUGUGCACGAGAGCUUUGUCGACGCCACCAAGGCUCAAAGGAGACAAGGUCUUCACAUUGAAGCCCCCGGUGUCUCCACUGCCGAGGAACUCGGAAACAUCGAAGCAUACAGCUCCCAUAGGAAGCCCGUAGUUCAUUUCCAUUGGGGAAUGGGAAGAUACGUGGAGGACGACGAAACCAUGCGCCUGGAAGGAGGAAUUUUCAUGGCCUCUACUGUCGCCAAUACCAGCCAGCUUUGGCACGCCUUGGUAGAUAAAUCCACUCCUGGAAUCGUGGAUCAUCACGGUGGCUGUGAGCACUUGCGCCCACUGCUUGGUCAGGGUCAAAAGUUGGACGCCAAUGAGCUCAUUUGGAUGACGGACAGCACACCCCACGAGGCUUUGCCUCAGCAGGAAUCGGGGUACCGCCAGUUCUUUCGAGUUGUGACGUCCGAAAUCUCCCACUGGCAUGCCGAUCAUUCGACACCGAAUCCAUUGGUUCCCUUGCCUCGCGAUGUGACAGUUGUUGCUGGUAACAAAUUUGCUUGAACGUGGCUGAUGCGAAAACUGCACAAUGCGAGUAGAAGGUUCCGUGAGCCGGUUUAGAACCCGUCACGACUGACCAUGACAACCGAAUGAUACAAUGAGUCAACCCAUGUUAUGUGUUUUAACUUUUUAAAAUGAAUUGUCUUUCCGAC
Molecule: messenger RNA, 1007 nt
Organism: Seminavis robusta
Lineage: Eukaryota; Bacillariophyta; Bacillariophyceae; Naviculales; Naviculaceae
Source: the annotation of a GenBank genome assembly